This is a messenger RNA of Tricharina praecox, 3620 nucleotides long. RefSeq lists its product as uncharacterized. The transcript is spliced from 4 exons. Lineage: Eukaryota; Fungi; Ascomycota; Pezizomycetes; Pezizales; Pyronemataceae. The record is from RefSeq and is a predicted model, not a curated record. Gene Ontology annotation, molecular function: protein binding. The coding region runs from base 217 to 3477 and encodes 1086 amino acids.
GGGCUGGCUGGCACUGGACUGGCUGGCUCCACCCUUCUGUUCGCCAGUCGGUUCGUCGGUCGGUCAUCUCCACUACUCCACACGUCGUCUCGCCAAAAAAAAAAAUCCUCUUCCAUCUACAAACCUUCAUCGACGCCCCGCAACCCGGCCAUCGAUAGCAAGCAAGCAAGUACGCAAGCAAGCAAGCAAGAGAGAAGGAAAGAGAGACAGAGAGCGAUGGUAGUCGUCGUUGUAGCUACCAUCUGCGCCCUGGCGUGGAUGUGCUACCGCGUCUCGUCACUUCUGAACAUCCCCAUCCCGACGCUGGUGAAGGUCCUAGGAUUGGAUUUGCCCGCGCCCCCGAGGGUCUCGCUGCAUGGCGUGUCCGCCGAUACCAUCACGCUGCACUGGUCGCUGCCGGAGAAGGCGGGGUCAGUGGCGAAGCACAUCAUCCAGAUCAACGGGAUAAAUGUCGGCGAGAGCGAGAAACGCGGCGAAACCAGCGUGACAGUGACGGGGCUCAAUCCGGACCAACGCUACAACGUGCGGGUGAUCGCCGCGAACGCGCAGAACUUCCAGGCGCCGGGACAGCUGAUCCGGCUGCGGACGUGUGCGAAGUCGCGGGGUGCCGCGGCAAGUGACAGUGGCGGGACGCACAGGGGCGAUUCCUCCGAUGAUGCGCCUUCCGUGCAUUCCGUGCUGGACGUUCCGCCGCCCCCGUCGCCGUCGCCCCUGGGUACAGUGCACAAUAUGCACGCGCAGAAUCAUUCGAGGAGGAGUGUGAGGGAACGGCGCGGGUCCCCCGCCACGUUGGAGCAGAGCAAUGCGCACAGUGUCAAUGCGCCGGUGGCCCAGGAUGAUCAACACACGGUCGCGUCGUUGACGAGGGAUCUGGAUGCGGUGCGGAGAGAGAUUCAAGAGACGGAAGCGCAGCUGCUUCAUACCGAGGAGGAGUAUAAAUCUGCAGAGGCUAUCCUGCGUUCCGAGCUCGAUACGUUGAAGAAUAAGAAGAACGAGGAAGAUGCUGGCAGGCAGAGGAUUCGGGCGGAGACAAAAUCGCUGGAGGAGGCCAGGAGGGCAGCGGAGGCGACGAGGACCCGCACGGAGAAAGCGCUGAAAGCGAAGGAAUAUGAAAUCAAGAAGAUGCAGGAUGACAUGGCUCGGUGGGAAGAGGAAAAGAUAGCCACGUUGGAGAAGGUGGAGGCGAUCUCGACCGCUGCACGGGAAUCCAAGGAGAAUGCGGAAUCAACGGGAAAGGAAUUGGCCAAUGAUAUUCGAGAAACUCAACGGCAGAUUUCUGAGAUGGAGGAAGAGAUCAGGUCUCUGGUGGCGACCAUGAAGAGUUUGGAGACUCAGAAGGAACAACUCAAAGUCGAGGAGGACGAAGAGGCCCAAAGAGACAGGGAGGAGCAUGAAAAAGACAGGCUCUGGGCGGACCGGCAGAGACAUCUGGAGAUGCGAUAUGUAGCGGUUUACAGUGCUUUUCAAGCGGCCGAGAUAGAAUUCAUCAGAUCUCGUGAAGUUUUGAUGAAUCUUCAAGAGCGCAGAGAGAGUGGUUCCGGGGCAGAUUCGAUACAGAAGAAGCCCAAGCAGCGCCGUAAUCGCAACCGUAAACCACGUGCUCAGGCGGGCUCUUCAUCUUCCAAUGCUUAUCCCAUACACGAAUCCGGCAUGCAAGAGGGGACCCAUUUUAACAUGCAAUUCCAGCAGAUCAGUCCCACCUUCUCGAAUAGCAUUCCGUCGAGCCCGUUCUUUAAUAUUGCCAACGGUACAGUUACCGGUCCUGCUGAGAUGCCCGGUUCGGAAGCUGGUCCGAUCAUGGAUCCGUACAUGGACGCAGAUUCGGACGGUUACCUCGGUGGUACCCCAAUGAGCCCCACGGCAAACUCUCUGCUUCCAUCCAACCUUUUUUCCUUUGAAGAUGCUCCUCCAAGUCUCAGAGAUUCACCGAUUGAGGAUGAUAACGAAACCCGCCGCCUGCGUUUCGACAAGGGCUUUGUGGUCCCGCAGUCGCCAAUGACUUCAACAUCGGUUUCGACGUCGCCGAGGAGUAGCUUCAAUCACAUCCCUUUGUUUUCGAACCUCCCCCCUGGAGCCAGGGACUCGCAUCAUCACCGUGAAUCCUCGGACAGGGACACGUCCUUAUCCCGAAGCGGCAGCAACCGCCUCAGUAUGGUUGGCGAUGGUGAGAGUGCCGCGCCGAAAUCCAAUUCCCGGCGCUUUGUCAACCUCUUCUCGAAUUCGUUCAAUCGGCAGCGCGGCAAGACUGUCGGGUUUGAUGGUGGACCCCCCAUGUUGGGGCAGAUACAGCCGGCUGAAACGCAUUCUUUCCCCAAGAACGAUCCACCUGGCUUGGAUCCUAUCGGCACGCGUCGCCGCAGCGGGUCUCACGGGUCGUGGGCGAAUAGCCUCGACUUUCUCAACGGACGAACGAAGGCCACGGCCCUUGGACGAACGAAUUCUGACCACUCCCGUCGCUCAGCUACGUUCAACCAGUUCAAUCCAUCGUUCGAUCCCAUAGAUCCGAACCGACUGUUUGAUCGGCCUGCAUCUCCGCGCCCGUCGUCCAUCGCAUCAUUCGACAACCCCCUCCCAGCACCCUCAUCCGAUGCAUCCGCCGCAUUCGGCUGGCCUUCAGCCGAUUUCAUCAAUCAUUCCCAUGGCAGCAGACUCAUGGGCGGCAACUACUGGGCAGAUUUUCACACUGGCCGUGUAUCGUCAUCCCGGCCGGUAUCUCGGCCCAUCACCCCCAACGCCGCGAACGCCGCGAACGCCUCAACCUCGUCACUCUCGCUCUUCCCCAGCCAGUCGUACUUCGCCUCAUCCAACAACGGCCGUCCCGUCACCCCGCGCCUCAACCCUGCCGCACCCACCUUCCAGAGCCGCAUGAACACGCCGGUCCGCCUCCCGGGCACGGACGACCGCGACUCGAUCAGCGUCAACACGGACAUCUCGGGCGCAUCCGGCGCCAGCCUUGAGCACGUGGCGACCAAGGAAAGCAUCCUCUCGCGCUUCUCGUCGCUGAGCCGCAAGGGCAGCACGAGCAAGUUCAACAUCUCGUGGGGCCGCGGGAAGAAGAAGGAUGCGGUGGACGACGAGCUCGCCGAGGAAGUGGUCAGCGCCGCCUCCUCGUCAAAGGGCAGCCUGUGGACUGCCUGGAAGAAGGAGGGCGAGGAUCACAGUGAAGAUGAUGAGGGCAAGGGACUGGGACAGGGACGGCUUACGCCCUUGGCUAAGGAGAGCUCGCCGUGGCUCAAGGGAAGCCAGAGUGGUUUCUUUGGGGCUAUUGGGAGGAGCUCGAAGAAGGCCGAGUCGAUCGCUGAGGAUGAGAAGGAGAGGGAUGGCGAGAAGGUGAAGGAUAAGGACGAGGGCGAGAAAAAGGAGAAGGGACUGGGCAUCUUUAGGAGGAAGGCCGAGAAGGAGAAGGAGAAGGAUAAGGGCAAGGAGAAGGAGAAGGAGAAGGAGGGAGCUUCAGUUAAGGAGGCGGUUGUAGAAUAGUGUAAUUAGUUUGUUUCUGUAUAUACCUUUUCCCCAUACGUUACGUGAAGAUACCUAAUCACCAAUCCAUGGAAUUGAAGUCUUGUUUUUCGCUCGCCCGGUCUCAACCAUACAAUCACAGUAUACCUAGUAGACAGUCCAGG